Molecule: messenger RNA, 2855 nt
Organism: Osmerus eperlanus (European smelt)
Lineage: Eukaryota; Metazoa; Chordata; Actinopteri; Osmeriformes; Osmeridae
Gene: slc43a3b
Product: solute carrier family 43 member 3b
Exons: 13
Coding region: 280-1749 (489 amino acids)
Biological process (GO): transmembrane transport
Molecular function (GO): transmembrane transporter activity
Source: RefSeq, a predicted model, not a curated record
AAAUCUAGUGACUGACGCAGAGGGCGGCAAUCCAUCAAUCUGACUACCCAGAGGCUUGUUACACUUGAACAGCUAGUUAGCCCGGUGGUGCGUCUGAUGCUCUCUCUACUGUAAGCUACGUGCCAGACAGAGGCGAAUGGUUAAGUGAAGCCCGUGAGAAAGCCUGCGGAGGAGAACCAAGAGCCUGACAGUACUGUGUGCUGGGAGAGCGCUGCGUGUGGCGUGUGUGCCUCUCGAUCGUCCCGCGCGCGUGUGUGUGUUAGUGUGUGUGAGGGCAGCAUGCUGUGCGAGGGUGCAGCGGGGGUCCGGCGCUGGCUGACCCUGGUCACGGGCCUCCUGGAGUGUCUGUGUUUUGCGGGGGCUGUGUUCGGCUGGGCCUCCCUGGUCUUCGUGCUGAAGACGGAAGGCUACUUCAGCUACUUGUGUGUCAACGCCACGGGCCUCAACGGCACACUGAUCACAGACUGCAGCGAGCAGGACGAACAGUUCUCGCUCAUCUUCACCAUUGCAUCCUUCAUGAACAACUUCUUGUUGCUGCCCAACGGCUUCCUGUUCGACCGCUUCGGUACCAUGGUGGCCAGACUUCUAGGAAUAUCUCUCUACACCACCGGGGCUGUUUUUGUGGCCUUCUCCAGUUCAGAGCUGGCCAUCCUCCUCUUCCCCGCUCUCUCCUUGAUUGCCGUGGGAGGCAUCCUGUUCCUGGUCACUAACAUGCAGGUAGGAAACCUGUUUGGGGCUCAUCGCUCCACCAUCAUCACCCUCUACAAUGGAGCCUUUGACUCCUCCUCUGCCCUCUUCCUUAUCAUCAAGCUGGUGUUUGAGGCGGGGGUGUCUCUCCGCGCCUCUUUCCUCUACCUGGCGUCGUUUAGCGUCAUCCAUCUGCUCAGGACUUUCCUCCUUCUGCCCACGAAACACAUCCCUUACCCUCUGCCAGAGGGCUACAGAUAUGGGAUGACCUGUGGCCAGACCAAGACCUUCACCCCUGCGCGGGCCUCUUUUGACGGCGACAUUCCGAGCCAUGCUGUCGACGAGCAAACCCCAAUGCAUAAGGAGAGCGCAUCAACAAACGACGAGCGGAGUUACAAGGACUGCGUGCUGUCCAAGUUCUUUGUGUUCCAUCUGCUGUGGCUCUCCGUCAUGCAGCUGAGACACUAUCUGUUCAUCGGCACCCUCAACCCCAUGCUGCAGAGGCUGACGCAGGGAGAGCCCUCGCUUGUGAGCACGUACAUCAAUGCGUUUGCGCUCACACAGCUAUGUGGGGUUCUGUGUGCUCCCUGGAACGGCCUGAUCAUGGACCGUCUGAAAGGGAAGCCCCUCGCCUCGGGCGAGAGUGAGCACGAGGCGGACCUGCGUGCGUCCGUGCUCUCUCUGUUCCUGACGGCGCUGCAGUGCCUGCUGUUCUCCCUGUGUGCCUCCACGCCCCUGCUGCCCCUCCAGUACCUCACCUUCAUCCUGCAGGUGCUCAACCGCUCCUUCCUCUACGGGGGCAACGCCGCCUUCAUCAGCAUAGCUUUCCCCUCCUGUCACUUUGGGAAGCUGUAUGGCCUGAUCAUGGCCUUGUCAGCGGUGGUGUCUCUGCUGCAGUACCCCUGCUUCGCCCUGGUCAAGAACGUCCUGGGAGGAGACCCCCUAUACGUGAACGUGGGUCUGACUGUGCUCACCCUGACCGCCUUCGUCCACCCCCUCUGCGUGCACCUGCACUGUCGGCGCCUGGCCGCCCAGAGGACCAAGAACGCGCGCUCGUCCUAGACCACGGUGCCCCUCUCCUCGACAGGAACCACGCACACUCGACGCUGCCCCUCGCCCUCACACACCCCCGUUGCCCGUUAUCUGGUUAUCUGCGAUUGUAAAAAAAAAAAAAUCAGGAUGUGAUUUGCUGCCUCAGGGGCCAGAUGGAAACCAGACUGAUGUUUACACUUUGCUGAUUGCUGCCAUUGGUGUUCCAGCCUCCAUUGUAUCUCUCCAUAUGCACUGUACAUUCCCGACCCCUGUUUUUACCUACCCCAAAAUGUUGUUUAUUUUUCUCCUUAUUAUUUUUCUCCAGGUAUGUCCUUACAUUUUGUCUGGAUGUAUUUCAGUGUACCAUAGGCAUUACUAUACACACAGAACACUUGACAGGUAUAUGUGGCCUCGUCUACAUAGCUCAGCUUAGUUACCUUCUCCGAAGGUACUUCCUGAAGUAGGUGUUCUCAGUAGCUCUGAGCUCAAACCGGAGGGUUGAACUCUACUGUAUUUAAGUUGAUAUAACUAUUUUGUAUACGUACUGUGCAUCUACACGGAGAAACAGCAGUGUGGCUGUUAGUGUUAUGGGUGUGAAAGUAAGGUGUGCUACUUUGGUAAAGAUCUUCACGCACCAGUAAGGUUUUUUUUUUGCAUAUUCUGAAUGCAAAAAAGCAGAUCAGAGAAACACUGUCUUGACCUCAUUUGCUUGCCGCGGUUGUGGUUUCUACUCGUCUGUUUCUUGUCAUGACAGGCACAUGUGUAACCAAUGUGCUGCACAGGUCUGCCACCUCCUGGCCAUAGUGUUUACACCCUUCUUGCUUGGUUGUCACCAGUUCAACAGUGGGCCUGAAGAGAAGAUCUUAUCACGAAGGUAGAUUGUAAGGGCAGCAUGUUUUGUAGCGAAAUAUUUCAUAGAAUGGCGAAUAUUUACCGUUUGUAUUGAAACUAUGAAUCAUAAAGGGACCGGUUCACAGUCACAGUAGGCAUGUGAUGCUGUAAACAUGCCACAGGGACAAUUGCAUGAGCUUUGUAUAGGCUAUGUCAAAAGUGCCAAUCUACAUGUAUUUUUUUUUACCUCACAUUAAUGUGCUGAAAAAGCAAAGACAUUUAUAAACUCCCAUUUUUUUGUUCAA